Messenger RNA from Anopheles marshallii, 1485 nucleotides. RefSeq names its product stabilizer of axonemal microtubules 1. Gene Ontology annotation, cellular component: cytoskeleton; ciliary basal body; centriole. Gene Ontology annotation, biological process: microtubule anchoring. NCBI's taxonomy places the organism in Eukaryota, Metazoa, Arthropoda, Insecta, Diptera, Culicidae. Gene Ontology annotation, molecular function: microtubule binding. The coding region runs from base 1 to 1485 and encodes 494 amino acids. The record is from RefSeq and is a predicted model, not a curated record. The transcript is spliced from 6 exons.
AUGCCGCAAUGUUGUAAUUGCGCCUGCGGUAGACCGGGAUGCGUGCCUAUGAAGCGUGUGCGCUACGUCCAGCCUCCAAAACGGGAAUCAUGCAAACCGAUCGUCACGUACAAACCGCCAGAGGUGGAAUUUGGAGGUGAUUCCGUGUACAAAACGUCCUUCAACACAGAUCCUCAACUGGUUGUCAAUGCUCGUCCGCUGGCAAUCAAGCCACAAAGCCAUUUGGUACCACAUCCCGGAAGUUUAGAGAAAACUACUGUCACAGCGCUCUCCUACCCUGGCUAUAACAAUGUAGACCGAGCACAACCGAUAGUUCCUACCGGCAAUCAGUUGAUACAGCCGGGGCCUUUGCAAGAGGUAACUACUACCCGUCAUGAUUAUGUGGCCAAAACGACACCAAAGCGUUACAAAAUUGUCCCGGCUAGCCAUAUGCACGUGCACAGUGCGCCAUUUGAGAAGCAAACUAUGAACAAACUGUCGUACAGCUGUCCCAACAUGGCUAGCUUUGAACCGGCACGGUCUUGCAAACCGUUGCGCGAGUACGAACGUCCCGAGAUACCGAUGCAGUCUGAAACGACCACCAAGCUCAGCUAUGGUCCUAUCUGUCCACCGCCAAAAGAGGACGUACCUUGGGCGCGGCGGCCGUGCUACCAACCACCAGACGUACCAAUGGAUAAUGAGACGACGUACAAAAAAAGCUACAUGCCCGGUUGUCCGAACGAACGCGUCAAGAUGGUGCUGCCGUACAACAAUCUCGCUGUACCUGCCGGUUCGGGUUUCGAAUCGAAGACAGUCUACAAAGAGAGCUACCAUAGUGCCACAUGCGGUGAACGCCCGCCCCCAAUCCGACCAACAGCACAUCUGCGGCUGCCCAAUCAAAAACUCGAGGACGACACAGUUUACAAGACAUCAUUUGCGCCGCACUGCAACACGGAACGUCCGGCGCCAAUACUUCCGCGCCCAGCGCCGCUAAUCGGAGAUGGUCCCAUGCAGGAAAUGACGACGCAAAGGCAUGACUUUGUUUGCAAAGGACAAGCGAAGCGGGACCCAAUAGUUCCCCAAGGAUCUCUUACGAUGCCAACCGGACGGGUAGAGAGUGCCACCGUCAAUCGUUUAACCUACACGAGCAACAAAGAAAACAUAAUUCCAACGAAAUCGUGUAAACCGAUUAUCACCUACAAGCGCCCGGAAGAACCAAUGGAGAGCGAUACGACACAAAAACUUAGUUAUAUGCCUGUUUGUCCACCACCCAAAGAGCAUUAUCCUUGGGCACAACGGGCUCGCUACCAGCCACCCAAUCUACCGAUGGAUUCAGUUACAGUGCAAAAGUACAGCUACCCCCCACCAGGGCAAUACAUCGAAGAACCCUGCUCCAACACAACGGCAUGCUGCGAGUCUUGCAGUCCGGCAGCGGUGAACUGCUGUGCAAACGUGGUCACGGCGUGCAAUGCCGUCAGUUACCCGCGAGCAGCUAUUGUGAAGUAG